GUUGCUUGCGCGGAGGUGCCUUUUCAUGAACUCUUGUGCCAGAAAUUUCCAGUCCUUUCUCUCUCCUGACCACCUCGUCUCCCAUCUCCUCUCUCCACCCCCGACCCUCAAGAAACUCCAACAAAUCCAAGCCCAAAUCCUCACCAAUCCUCGCCUCCAAUCCAAUCCAAACCUCCUCUCCCACUUCAUCUCUCACUUCAUCCAAACCUACAAUCUCUCCAACUCCUCCCUUCUCCUCCGCCACCUCCCCAAGCCCCACCACCAACCCUCCAUAUGGAACCACCUCCUCCGCUCCUCCGCCGAGUCCUCUCCGCCCCCAGGAUUCCUCUCCGUCUACCGCGCAAUGCUCCAAGAAAACAUCUCCCCCGACCGAGCCACCUUCACCACCCUCCUCCGCCACUUCUCCGCUCUCCCCAACCCCUCCGAUGCCGUCGCAACACUCCAUUGCCAAAUCAUCAAACUCGGCCACGCUUCCGAUCGAUUCUUACUCACUGGUUUGUUGAAUUUAUACUCUAAAGUUGGCUGCUUGAACGCCGCGGAGCAACUGUUUGUGGAAAUGCCCGAGAGGGAUGUUAUCGCCAAUAAUGCAAUGAUUGCUGCGUUGAGUAGUCACGGGCGCAUCAUCGAUGCGCGGAGACUGUUUGAGUCAAUGCCGGAGAAGAGCUCAGCUUCUUGGAACUCGAUGAUCACUUGCUAUUGCAAGCAGAAUGAUGUUCGUGCUGCUCGUGAGAUAUUUGACAGGAAUCCGAUUAAGGAUGUUGUUUCAUGGAAUGCGAUGAUUGAUGGGUAUUGUAAGAUGGGGCAGCUGGAGAUGGCACGGGAGUUGUUUGAUAGGAUGGGGUUGGCGAAGAAUUCAGUGACAUGGAAUACGGUGAUCUCAGCGUGUCUUCAUCAUAGGGAAUUUGCUAUGGCGCUUUCGAUGUUUCAGGUGAUGCAAGUGGAGAAUGUGAGGCCUACUGAGGUCACCAUGGUGAGUUUGCUAUCUGCUUGUGCUCACUUGGGUGCAUUAAGUAUGGGUCGAUGGCUUCAUGCUUAUAUCCGGAAUCAUCGACUGAAGAUUGAUGUCGUCUUGGGUAAUGCUCUUAUAGAUAUGUACUUCAAGUGUGGGAGUGUUGAGGCUGCACUUCAAGUCUUCCAUGGGAUGUCUAUGAAAAAUGUGUUCUGUUGGAAUUCGGUCAUUGCGGGAUUAGGAAUGAAUGGUUAUGGAGAACAAGCCAUAGAAAUUUUUCUUGAGAUGGAUAGGAGGGGAGGAUUUAAGCCAGAUGGAGUAACAUUUGUUGGGCUCUUGUCAGGAUGUAGUCAUUCAGGUUUAGUAUCCGAAGGCAAGAAAUAUUUCUCUCGAAUGCUUGGUGUUUAUGGAAUACAGCCUGAGAUUGAACACUAUGGUUGUAUGGUUGACCUUCUAGGCCGGGCCGGAUAUGUUGAGGAAGCUUUAAAUCUCAUAGAAACAAUGCCCAUUCAGCCUAACUCUGUGGUUUGGGGGAGUUUGCUUCGUGCAUGCCGGAUACACAAGGAUGCUAAGCUAAGUGAACGGGUGACGCAACGUCUGCUAGAGUUAGAUCCUGAUGAUGGUGCUAAUUAUGUGUUUCUAUCGAAUGUGUAUGCAUCAUCAAAGCGUUGGGAUGAUGUGGAGAGAUGUAGGCAGAUUAUGAUCGAAAGAGGGGUGCAAAAAGUACCUGGAUGUAGUUCUAUCGAGGUGAAUAAUAUGAUUCAUGAGUUUGUCGUUGGUGAUGCCUCACACCCGCAAUUUGAACAGAUCAAUACUUUUCUGGUUGAGAUUGAACGGGAAUUGAGGAAACUUGGGUAUAGUCCAAGCACAGAUUCUGUGCUUCAUGACAUAGAGGAUGAGGAGAAGGAGAAUGCAGUUAUGUAUCAUAGUGAGAAGAUUGCGAUUGCUUUCGGGCUUAUGAGUACAAGGGGAAAAGAGCCAAUUCGAGUGGUGAAGAACCUUAGAGUUUGUAGUGAUUGCCAUGAAGCAACAAAAUUUAUAGCUAAGUUAUUUCAGAGAGAGAUAAUUGUUAGGGAUCGGAACCGGUUCCACCAUUUUAGAGAUGGAACCUGUUCUUGCAAGGAUUACUGGUGAAGAUAGAAGUAGAUGAUGGUUCCUGACUCGAAGUAAUCUGCUUUGAUGAAGUAAUGUAUGCUCGUUUAUUUUCAGUUGUUUUCAAAUGAUUCUUUGUAAUUUUGUAGUUUGAGUUUUCAUUUUCUUUUUUCUUUUUUUUAUUAAUAUGAUGGACUGGCAACAGAACAUCAAACCCACCAUGAAUGGAGUUUUUUGUUGUAACUGCUAUUAUGUCUGUUCCUAUAGCUAACAAUUUAUCAUAGUUUUAAGCUUAUUUAUAGCAAAUAAGCUUUACACCAA
Elaeis guineensis (African oil palm) is the source of this 2362-nucleotide messenger RNA. Its product is annotated as putative pentatricopeptide repeat-containing protein At5g40405. Gene Ontology annotation, biological process: RNA modification. Gene Ontology annotation, molecular function: zinc ion binding; protein binding; RNA binding. The record is from RefSeq and is a predicted model, not a curated record. NCBI's taxonomy places the organism in Eukaryota, Viridiplantae, Streptophyta, Magnoliopsida, Arecales, Arecaceae.